UAUCGAAAACAUGGCUCCUCCGCAACAGAAUAUGGCUGCCGUUUGUUACGGCCGGAACGAUCUACGGCUGGUGGCGAUCGCGAUACCCGAACCGGCCUUCAACGAGGUAGUACUCGAGGUGGAUAGCUGUGGCAUCUGCGGUACGGACGUUCACUUCCUGCGGGAGGGUGGUUUCGGAGAUCAAAAGCUUAUCCGCCCGCUGGUGCUUGGUCACGAGUCGGCCGGUGUAGUGCGCAAGGUGGGCAGCGCGGUAACGCAUCUGAAGGUGGGUGAUCGGGUAGCGAUCGAGCCGGCGGCCGGCUGCCGUACGUGCGAUCUGUGCAAGGUGGGCAAGUACAACAUCUGCCUGACCGGGAAACAUUGUCCGACGAAGAACCACGAUGGCAAUUGUUCCAACUAUUUCGCACACUAUGCCGACUGCUGCUUUAAGUUACCGGACCAUGUUACGAUGGAGGAAGGUGCCCUGCUGGAACCGUUGGCCGUCGGUGUGUAUGCUGGACGGCGGGCCGACAUUCGGUUGGGGAACAGUGUGAUCAUUUUCGGUGCCGGGCCGAUCGGGUUAAUUUCACUGAUCGUAGCGAAAGCGAUGGGAGCUACCAGAACGGUGGUGCUGGAUUUGGCAAAGGCCAGCAAGCGGUUGGAUUUGGCCAAAAAGCUUGGUGCCACGGCAGUAAUACCGAUCGGACCAUCGGACAAAGAGGAGGACAUCGUGGCAAGGAUUCAGCAGGUGUUGGGUGGACCGGCUGAUCGAGUGCUGGAGUGUACCGGGUGCCAGUCGGGGAUGAGGAUCUCCAUCAAGGCGACACGGAAUGCCGGUAUCGUGUGUUUGGUCGGGUUGGGAAAUGAGGAGGUCCAGCUGCCGAUGGUGGAUGCAAUUUCUCGCGAAAUUCAAAUCAUAACCGUUAUGCGGUACAACCAUGACUAUCCGGCAGCCUUAGAAAUCGUAUCGAGUGGGUACGUCGAUGUGAAGCCGCUGGUUUCGCAUCACUUUGACUUGAAGGACGUAAACGAAGCAUUCCGCGUGGCAGCUUCCGGCGAAGGAAUGAAGGUGAUGGUGCAUCUUACACCGCGGGACACCAAUAAUCCGAAGAAAUUUGUUAACUGAGCAGUA
This is a messenger RNA of Anopheles maculipalpis, 1111 nucleotides long. RefSeq names its product sorbitol dehydrogenase-like. Bases 11 to 1105 code for a protein of 364 amino acids. Lineage: Eukaryota; Metazoa; Arthropoda; Insecta; Diptera; Culicidae. Gene Ontology annotation, molecular function: zinc ion binding; L-iditol 2-dehydrogenase (NAD+) activity. The transcript is spliced from 2 exons. The record is from RefSeq and is a predicted model, not a curated record. Gene Ontology annotation, biological process: D-sorbitol catabolic process.